AUGACAUUAUUUCUCACCUUUCUACUUAUCAUUGAUGAUCUCCGCAAACCUGAUGGCGAAUUCCUCAACUGUGCACGAAUCGGUUUUGCCUACCAACAAUGGCGCCGAUCAAGCGCAAGGGGAACGCCCCCGAAGAAACGGCUACUCGUCAGCCGCAAAAAGCGCGCCAAGGUCGGCGCAGAGGAACCCAAGAAAGAGUCCAAGCCAAAGGAGACCGCUCCGAAAGCUUCGGAGCUCUCUGUUCUACGUGACGACGAGCCUUCCUUCCCUCGUGGAGGUGGCAGCGUCCUAACGCCUCUGGAGCGCAAACAAAUUCAAAUUCAAGCGACCAAGGAUGUUCUAUUCGAACAGAAGAGUUCGAGGAAGCCCGCCCGUGAGGCUAAUAACGACAACGACGAGGACGACGACGAAGACGACGAAAUGGACAUGGAAGAUGCAGACACCAAGACCCCCGCCAAAAAGUCUCGGAAGAAGAAGUCCAAGGGAAAGAAGUCUGAGGAUAAGGGAGAAACUGAGAAACAGGUCCGCAUCGAGGGUCUCAGCUACAAGCGUAUCGUACCCGGAUCUAUGAUUCUUGGCCAAGUCUCAAGCAUCAACGCUCAUGACAUCACUCUUUCGCUGCCCAACAACCUCGUCGGUUAUGUCCCUCUUACAGCUGUCUCUAAAAGCCUCGACGACAGAAUCGAGAAGCUGCUCAGUGAAGAGAAUGACGAUGAAGAUGAGGAUGGCUCCGAUGAUGAUAUUUUUGACCUCAAAGACCACUUCUAUAUUGGCCAGUACCUUCGCGCCUAUGUCGUUUCCACUGGAACCGAAGUCUCUGAGGCUGGCGCCCGCAGCAAGAAGCGCAUUGAAUUGUCAGUCGACCCCAGACAAGCAAACACCGGAAUCUCAAAAUCAGAUCUGGUGGCAGAUCUGGCCGUCCAGGCUUCGGUUGUCAGUGUUGAGGACCAUGGUUUGGUCAUGGAUCUUGGCAUUGAGGGCUCAGAGCUGAAGGGUUUCAUGUCUUCCAAGGAAGUCGACCCCCGCGUGGACUACUCUACCAUCAAGGAGGGCUCGGUUUUCCUUUGCAUGGUUACUGGCCAGAAUGCCAGUGGCAACGUGAUCAAACUCUCUGCCAAACUCCAGUCCGCUGCCUCCAUCAAGAACAACCACUUCCUCAGCGCUGCGCCUACGAUCAACUCAUUCCUCCCUGGUGUUGCUGCUGAGAUUCUUUUAACUGAAGUUACUGCUCACGGCAUGGCUGGAAAGAUCAUGGGAAUGCUCGACACUGUAGUCGACAUUGUCCAAUCUGGCGCCGAUGAUGGAAAACUUGACCUGGAGCGCAAGUUUAAGAUUGGAGCUAAGAUCAAAGGUCGCAUUGUUUCAACAUUUCCCUCUGCUGAGCCAUUCAAGAUUGGUUUCUCAAUGCUGGAUCACGUUUUGAAAUUAUCUUCUGAUGCCGACGGCCCUGGUUCCUCCUCCGACGCCCCGGCCAUCUCUGCCAUCGUCCCUGAGGUCACCGUUGUCAAGGUUGAUCCCGGUAUGGGAGUCUACGUUCAGAUUGGAGAAUCUAAGAGCAUUGGUUUCGUCCACAUCUCUAGACUUUCGGACGGCAAGGUUGAAUCUAUCUCCUCCGACACCGGCUCCUUCAAGGUUGGCUCCACUCACGAAGCUCGAGUUGUCGGCUACAACAUGAUCGACAACCUUUACCUGCUCUCUUUUGAGAAGACAAUUCUUGAGCAGCCUUUCCUUCGCCUAGAGGAUGUUACAGUCGGUGCUAUUGUAAAGGGCAAGGUUGAAAAGCUUUUGAUCGGCCCUACUGGUAUGGAUGGUCUGAUUGUUAGCCUUGCCGACGGUAUUACUGGCCUCGUGCCAUCCAUGCAUUUUGCAGACACACCACUCCAAUUCCCCGAAAAGAAGUUCCGUGAGGGCUUGAAGAUCUCAAGCAGGAUCUUGUCUGUCGACCUUCAGAAGCGCCAGAUUCGCUUGACCCUGAAAAAGAGCUUGCUGAACAGCGAAUCUGCAAUUUGGAAAGACUACAAGGACAUUACCGCCGGGGCCCAGUCCCCUGGUACUAUUGUCAACUUGCAGACUCACGGUGCUGUUGUUCAAUUUUAUGGCACCGUCCGUGGUUUCCUUCCUGUUUCCGAGAUGAGUGAAGCCUACAUCCAGGACCCUGCCCAGCAUUUUCGCCUGGGUCAGGUGGUCAAUGUGCACGCUCUUAGCGUGGACGCCGCUCAGGGACGCCUUGCUGUUUCUUGCAAGGAUCCCUCGACUUUUACUGAGAAGUAUCGCAAGGCCUUUGAGGACAUGAAACCUGGUCUCCUUGUUUCCGGAACCGUCUUUGAGAAGACCAACGAUGAUGCGCUUCUAAAGCUUGAUGACUCUGGCCUUGUCGCCCGCCUUGAUGUCCAGCAUGUCAUCGACGGCUCCCCAUCCAAGCAGACCUCGACCUUGUCUAAAAUCCGUGUUGGCCAGAAGCUGAAUGACCUUCUGGUUGUCGAUAUCCAGCGCGCUCACCGUCUCAUCCGUGUCUCUGGCAGAGCCAGCCUGAAGAAGGCCGCUAAGCAGGGAGCAAUGCCAUGCACUUUCGAAGAUGUCAAGGAGGGCGCCACAGUUACUGGUUUUAUUCGCAACAUCACCCCGGCUGGACUCUUCGCUGAGUUCUUGGGUGGUCUGACCGGUCUUAUCCCUAAACGUCUUAUCGAGGACGCAAAUCUUGCUCAACCUCAGUUUGGAACUUCGAAGGGACAAACAGUCUCGGCGACAGUGCACUCUGUCGACCCUGAUUUCCAGAGAUUCUUUCUGAGCCAAAAGGCCUCAGAGGUCACCCAUGAGGGCCCCAAGAAAACCAAGACUUCUGUCCAAAAUGAUAAUGUCCUUGCCAACCCGGUUGACGAGGGUCUCAAGACUAUCUCCGAUCUGACCUUCGGCCGAGUUGUCAAGUGUAAGGUUGUCUCUGUUAGAUCGACCCAGGUAAAUGUCCAGCUGGCAGACAAUAUUCAGGGACGUAUUGAUGUCUCGGAGAUAUUCGACAAAUGGGAGGACCUCAAGGACCGCAAGCAGCCCCUGCGUUUUUUCAAGGCCAAGCAGGUGCUAUCCGCCAAAAUUCUCGGCGUCCACGAUGCUCGCAACCACAAAUUCCUUCCCAUCUCCCACCGCAGUGGCAAGUACCCUGUGUUCGAGCUUUCUCUGAAGCCCAGCUUCGUCAAGGCUGCCAAUCCCGAGCCUCUCAACAUGGAGCAGGUUAAGGUCGGAUCUUCCUGGAUGGGCUUUGUCAACAACGUUGCUGAUGACUGUCUCUGGAUCAACCUGUCUCCAAAUGUGCGCGGCAGACUGCGCUUUAUUGAUGCGUCGGACGACCUUUCCCUCCUGACAGAUGUCGACAAGAACUUCCCCAUCGGCUCAGCCCUGAAGGUUCAAGUCACUGCCGUCGACGCUGACAGGGGCCACUUGGAUCUUUCUGCUAAGCAGGGCUUUGACAAGCUCUCCUUCGGCGAUGUCUCCGUGGGCAUGAUCCUGCCCGGCCGAGUAACCAAGGUCACUGAGAAGCAGGUGAUCAUGCAACUUGGUGAAGCUCUUGUCGGUGCCGUCAACCUUAUUGACAUGGCCGACGACUAUUCCAAGGCCAACCCUACCGUGCACAACAAGAACGAGGUUCUGCGUGCCUGCGUUAUCGCUGUCGACAAGGCGCACAAAAAGAUCUUCCUGUCUCUCCGUCCUUCCCGUGUUCUCAGCUCCUCGAUGCCCGUGCAGGACCGCGAGAUCUCUUCCAUCGCGCAGCUCAAGCCCAACGAUGUCGUCCGUGGCUUCGUCAAGCGCGUUGCUGAUGCUGGUCUCUUCGUGGGUGUCGGCCAUGAUGUCACUGCCUACGUCCGUGUUUCCGACCUGUCCGACUCUUAUCUCAAGGAGUGGAAGGACUCUUUCCAGCCCGACCAGCUGGUCAAGGGCAAGGUCACCUUUGUUGAUGCGGAGCAGGGCAAGCUGCAGAUGAGCUUGAAGGAUUCCGUCCUUGACCCUAACUACAAGGCCCCGGUCACUCUUCGAGACUUCAAGCUCGGCCAGGUGGUUACUGGUAAGAUCCGUAAGGUUGAGGAAUUCGGUGCUUUUAUCGUCAUUGAUGGCUCUGCCAAUGUCAGCGGUCUCUGCCACCGUAGUGAGAUGGCUGAGAAGCGUGUCGAGGAUGCGCGUACCCUUUAUGAUGAGGGUGAUGCUGUCAAGGCCAAGAUUAUCAAGAUUGACAGCAAGGCUGGUAAGAUCUCGUUCUCGCUCAAGGCUUCUCACUUCCAGAAUGAAGAAGAGGAAGAUGACGACGAGGAUAUGAGCGAUGCUGGUGCUGGCGGUGUCGAGCUUGAAGGUGGUGAGAGCGGUGACGAGGACGAUGACGACGUCUCUAUGGGUGGGGUUGACAUCGAGGAAGAGAGCGAGGAAGAAGAGGAAGAGGACAGUGAUGAUGAUGCGUCCAUGAAGGGCGCUUCUAAGGAGGGUGGCCUUGGUGCUAGCGGCUUCGACUGGAGCGGCAAUUUCCAGGGUGAUAACGAGGCAGCUGAGUCGGACAGCGACGAAGAGGACUCGAAACAGAAAAAGAAGAAGAACCGCAAGCCCGAGAUCCAGGUCGAUCGGACAGGCGAGCUAGAUGCCAACGGCCCGCAGACCGUCGCUGACUACGAGCGACUGCUUCUGGGCGAGCCCGACUCUUCACUACUGUGGCUGCAGUACAUGGCGUUCCAGCUUGAACUUGGCGAGACCGAAAAGGCUCGCACCAUUGCCGAGCGUGCCUUGCACACCAUCACCAUGGGUCAGGACGCCGAGAAGCUGAAUAUCUGGGUCGCGCUGCUGAACUUAGAGAACACCUACGGCGACGACGACAGCUUGGAAGAGAUUUUCAAGCGGGCGUGCCAGUACAAUGACCCCCAAGAGAUCUACGACCGCAUGAUCAGUAUCUACAUCCAAUCCGGAAAGAACGAGAAAGCGGAUGAACUCUUCCAGACUGCCAUGAAGAAGAAGAUCUCUACCCAGUCCCCCAAGUUCUUCCUUAACUACGCCAGCUUCCUGUUCGACACGAUGGCCGCGCCCGAGCGCGCCCGCGCUCUGCUCCCGCGUGCUCUGCAGUCGCUCCCGACGCACACACACGUCGAGACGACUUCCAAGUUUGGUCAGCUGGAGUUCCGCUCCGCCAACGGAGACGCCGAGCGGGGUCGCACUGUUUUCGAAGGCCUGUUGUCCUCGUUCCCCAAGCGCAUUGACCUGUGGAACGUGCUUCUGGAUCUGGAGAUCAAGGCUGGCGACGCGGAUCAGGUCCGCCGCUUGUUUGAGCGGGUGCUGGGAUUGCAGCGCAAGAAGGGUGCUGUCCAGGUGGAUGCCAGCAAGAAGGUCAAGCCUAAGCAGGCGCGCUUCCUAUUCAAGAAGUGGCUCGCUUUUGAGGAGAAGCUGGCGGUCGAGAACAAUGAUGAGAAGAUGGUCGAGGAGAUCAAGGCGCGUGCGGCGGCCUACUUCAUCUCGAUCGCCUGCGGCAUCGUUCUAUCUUUCUUUCCGAACGAAUACGAUCGCGCGGCGCGGUCCUGGAUGCAAGACGACCUCACCCAGCAUGGCGACGACAUCCGCCACUGGCCCACUGAUAUCUCACGCGAUAUCGUUCCUGCGAAUUGCCACUCGCACAACGACUAUUGGCGCCGCAUCCCGCUCUUCUCAGCGCUACAGGCGGGUUGCACCGGAGUCGAGGCCGACGUUUGGCUGUUCGACGACGAACUGUACGUCGGCCACACUACGCAUGCCCUGACGAAACGCCGCACCCUGCGCUCCCUGUAUGUUGACCCGCUGGUCCAGCUGCUUGACCUCCAGAACCCAAUCACUUCUUUCCAGCGAACAGUCGAUCGCCCGCCACACGGCGUCUUCGACACCGACCCGGGCCAGACCCUUAUCCUGCUGAUCGACUUUAAGACUGACGGCGCAACCACUUGGCCCGUUGUCGUCAAGCAUCUGGCCCCGCUGCGUGAGCGUGGCUACCUGACCUAUUUCAACGGCCGUGACCUGAUCCCCGGCCCCGUCACCGUCGUUGGCACGGGCAACACGCCCUUCGAUCUGGUCACCGCGAACACCAGCUACCGGGACAUCUUCUUCGACGCGCCGCUCGAUAAGCUAAUCGGCGACGAAGGACUAGGCCGUGGUCAUGCAUCAGCGUACAAACUCAGCCAGCGCUCCACGGGCCUGGGGCAGGGUCUAUCUGGCAUGCCGGACACGAUCACCGCGAAUACCUUCAAUGUGACGAACAGCUACUAUGCGUCCCGCCGUUGGCUUCCCUGGCCUUUCCACUUCACGUCGCACCAGAUGGAACUGAUCCGCACCCAGAUCCGCGUCGCCCACCGCCAUGGUCUAAAAGUGCGCUAUUGGUCGGUGCCGAGCUGGCCGCGCAGCUUGCGGAAUCAUAUCUGGCGCAUCCUUGUGCAGGAGGGCGUGGAUAUGCUGAACGUGGAUGACCUUGUUGCUGCGACGAAAGGGGACUGGAGGAUUCGAAUCUUGGAUUGGUGGUGGUAA
Messenger RNA from Penicillium macrosclerotiorum, 6513 nucleotides. RefSeq names its product putative rRNA biogenesis protein RRP5. Gene Ontology annotation, biological process: rRNA processing; lipid metabolic process. NCBI's taxonomy places the organism in Eukaryota, Fungi, Ascomycota, Eurotiomycetes, Eurotiales, Aspergillaceae. The record is from RefSeq and is a predicted model, not a curated record. The transcript has 6 exons. The coding region runs from base 1 to 6513 and encodes 2170 amino acids. Gene Ontology annotation, molecular function: RNA binding; protein binding; phosphoric diester hydrolase activity. Gene Ontology annotation, cellular component: small-subunit processome; nucleolus.